CACAAUCCAUCAUGGCUAUCUCAACCGAAAUUCCCCAGACUGUCGAUUGGGCCGGGAAGAAGGUCCCCGUGUAUCCCAUGGAAACCAUUGAUUUUUCACGACUUCUUUCACAAGAACCAGCUGAGUUGGAGAGAUUGGUGAAAUGCUGCCAGACUGAGGGAUUCUUCUAUCUCAACCUUCAAGGUAUCGAUGGUCGUAGAAUGUUGGAGGACCAACAAGAGACUUUGCGUUUGAUGAAGAACUUCUUUGACGCCCCUAUCGAAGUGAAAAACGAGUAUGGACUUGUUGCUCCACAUUUGGGGUGAGUAGAGGUUCCCUUAGGUCAAGUAUCUUACUAACAGUCAUAGUUACGAGCCAGUUGGUUCUCGUACGGGUGUUUUGGAUGAUACCAAAGACGGAUAUGAAAUGAUCAAGGUGGGUCUUUUGAUUCUCAUUUCGCGAAACCAACAUUGACAGUGAGAAGGUCUCUCGUGACGAAAUCCAAAGAGAUUCUCCACAUAUUCCAAAGAACAUCAAGAACAGCUCCGAUAUCAAGGUCUUGGAGAAUGCCAUUGCUGGAUCAAACAUCAUUACUAAAUCAAUUCUGUCCGGUCUGUCAACUGGACUUGGUCUCACUGGAGCUUCUCGAUUUGAGAACUCACACCGAAACGAUCGUCCUUCAACGAGUACAUUGGCAAUGAUGCACUACAUUCCAACCAAGCCAGUUGAUCCGAAGAAUAUCGGACACCAAAAGCAUACCGACAUCAGUUCCUUGACCUUGCUCUUCAGCGAGCAAUGGGGUCUUCAGAUCAGACCACCUGGAUCCAAGGAGUUCGGAUUCGUCGCACCAAAGCCUGGUACAGCCAUCGUCAAUGUUGGUGACUCGCUUCGAUUUGCCAGUGGACUCACGAUGCAAUCUUGCAUUCAUAGAGUCGUCCCAUUGGAUCCCAGUGAGCACCGAUACUCAAUCGCUUAUUUCCUCAGAGCUGAGGACGACACCAUGCUGAAGGAUAGUGAGGGAAGAUACAUCACUGCAGGUCAAUGGCACGACGAGAAGUUCUUUGCAUUCCUUGCUUCGGCUGAGGAACAGGCGAAGGCUCCGGAAUAUUUGAUUAUGGGUGGGAUGAAGGAGGGUGAGCCGGUUGAGAAUGCCCAGCCUGCGAAGAAGAAUGAGAUUGAGGUGUACUAG
Hymenoscyphus albidus is the source of this 1168-nucleotide messenger RNA. Lineage: Eukaryota; Fungi; Ascomycota; Leotiomycetes; Helotiales; Helotiaceae. The record is from the annotation of a GenBank genome assembly.